Molecule: messenger RNA, 826 nt
Organism: Paramecium tetraurelia
Lineage: Eukaryota; Ciliophora; Oligohymenophorea; Peniculida; Parameciidae
Exons: 3
Biological process (GO): protein dephosphorylation; actin cytoskeleton organization; negative regulation of actin filament polymerization
Cellular component (GO): cytoplasm
Molecular function (GO): protein tyrosine/serine/threonine phosphatase activity; actin binding
Source: RefSeq, a predicted model, not a curated record
AUGAUUCCUCCACCACCUCCACCUCCUCCCAAAUAAGUUGAAAAAGAAGAUGCUUUCAGGAAGAAACUGCUAGAAAAAUUCGGAAACUUCGAAGGGUCAACCACUGAUGAAAUCGAAAAAAAACUUAAAAAGUCAGAGGACAUCGAUGAAACCUGUUUUAGUGAAGCUGAUGGAACUGGAGUUUUGGAAAAUUAACCUCUGGAUACUUCAAAUUGUACACAAUGCGAAAGAUGUUAAAAAUGGAUAAAAAAUGAGUCAUAUCAACAUCAUCUCAUAUGCCAUUCUACAAGAAUUUUAGAUUGGUUGUACUUGGGAGCAGCAAUCAAUUCAGAGAAUGAAGUUGAACUCGAUAAGAGGACUAAUGUCACCUACAUUUUGAAUGCUGCUGCAGAAUGCUAAAAUUAUUAUCCCCAAAAAUAUCAAUAUCUAAAAUUACAUCUCAUGGAUACUAUUGGCGAAACUAUCCUAAAUCACUUUGAUGAAGCCUAUGAGUUCUUAGAAAAAUGCAGAAAAGAAGGGAAAUGCGCCUUAGUGCAUUGUCAGUUGGGUAAAUCGAGGAGUGCUACCAUCGUGAUUAUGUAUUUGAUGAAACAUCUCGGCAUGAACCUAAGGGAAGCAUUUAAAUACACGAAAGAAAAACGCUACAUUGUCAAUCCCAACAUCGGAUUUAUCAGGCAAAUGAUCUAGUUCGAUGAGCAACUAUAUGGAAAGAGGUCAAUCACAGCUCACGAGAUCAACCCGUUAUGUAGUGUGGAGUUUGAUUGAUGACAAAUACAAUCCUCUGUAUUCUAUAAAGAAUAAGAAAUAUAAAUCAAUUUGCAUAUAA